Aureobasidium namibiae CBS 147.97 is the source of this 1299-nucleotide messenger RNA. RefSeq lists its product as uncharacterized. NCBI's taxonomy places the organism in Eukaryota, Fungi, Ascomycota, Dothideomycetes, Dothideales, Saccotheciaceae. The transcript is spliced from 4 exons. Gene Ontology annotation, molecular function: 23S rRNA (adenine(1618)-N(6))-methyltransferase activity. Gene Ontology annotation, biological process: rRNA base methylation. Gene Ontology annotation, cellular component: nucleus. The coding region runs from base 1 to 1299 and encodes 432 amino acids. The record is from RefSeq and is a predicted model, not a curated record.
AUGACUUCAGAUACACCAAAAGUGCCGAGUUAUGAUGAAGACAUUGAUUUCCAAGCCCUGGCCAUGACUGAUCCUGACUUUGCCAAAUUCUACGAUGACGCAAACGGCCAUGUCGACUUUCAUGAUCCCAAGGCAUUACAACAACUCACCAAGAGUGUUCUGAAGCGUGACUUUGAUCUCAAGCUUGAGCUGCCUGAUGAUAGGCUGUGUCCUCCGGUGCCUGUCAGGUACAACUAUGUUCGAUGGCUCCAAGACUUGAUGGAUUCGACUAGCGACUCCGAGGAUCCUGCAAUAGACAACAUUACAGGCUUGGACAUUGGAAUCGGUGCAUCUUGCAUUUACAGCCUGCUAGCCUGUUCUUCGCGGCCAUCUUGGAAUAUGCUCGGUACCGACAUUGACCCUCAAAACUUCUCACAUGCAAACAAGAACAUCGAGAGAAACGACAUAGAGUCAAGAAUACGCACUAAACUCAACACUGCAGAGGAUGCUCUGAUCUCACCCAAAGCAUUCGAUCUCGACAGGCUCGAUUUUGUUAUGUGUAAUCCACCCUUCUACUCAAGCGCUGAAGAUUUAGCAAUCUCUAGCGCUGGCAAGUCAGGUCCUCCGAGUGCUGUGUGCACUGGCGCAGAAGUCGAGAUGAUAUGUCCUGGAGGUGAUGCAGGAUUUGUGCUGCGUAUGGUUGAGGAAAGUAGGGAAUUGAAAGACACUGUCAAAUGGUACACGAGCAUGCUAGGAAAACUAUCUAGUGUGCAUCAAGUCAUUGAUCGCCUUAAGGAAAUUGGUGUCACCAACUGGGCUGUCACGCUGCUUCGAGCUGGGAACAAGACUCGUAGGUGGGCUGUGGGUUGGAGCUUUGGAGAUAGAAGGCCGAGUAAUGCGGUCGCCAGAGGCAGUGAUGUCGGCACCCACAUCCUACCUUACCCUACAGCUCAGACCAUCCAUACAAUCGGACUGACAAGACAAGAAGCUGCCGAUUUGCUCAACAAGACUCUACAAGCACUCGAUCUAAACUGGACCUGGCGGUCUGAGAAGUGGACCGGUCGUGGUAUUGCUAGUCAAAACGUAUGGUCACGCUCAGCGAGACGUAAGCGUAAGAGAGUAGAAAUGGAAGAAGAUGACAACCAGGAAACGAAGCCGCAGUCUGAGGCUUCCAAGGUCGAAGACUCUGUUGAGGUCACGCUGAGGUUCGAUAUUGAUGUCAGAGAGGGCGACAUGGAAGUUCGUUGGCUGCAAGGAAAAGAUAACAUUCUUUUCGAGAGCUUCUGCGGUAUGCUCAAGAGAUCGAUGAAGCAAAAGUGA